This is a messenger RNA of Polistes dominula (European paper wasp), 753 nucleotides long. Its product is annotated as thioredoxin-2. The record is from RefSeq and is a predicted model, not a curated record. Lineage: Eukaryota; Metazoa; Arthropoda; Insecta; Hymenoptera; Vespidae. Gene Ontology annotation, molecular function: protein-disulfide reductase activity.
ACAUACUUAUAUACAUAGGUGUGAGAAAAGGAGAAAAGUGUAGAGCGACACGCGAGGCUUCACUUUGUUCGAUACAUAGAGCGCGGUCGGUCAGUCUUUAACGAAAAUUUAGCUGCUUCGAACGUACUUCUUUUCAAAAGAACAAUACUACCUUCGAACGGCAAACUACCUAACGAAACGGCAAAAUGGUGAAAUCCGUCGAACAUGUUGCAAGCUCCGCAGAUUUGGAUGCAAAAUUGGAAAAGGCUGGCAGUACUCUGGUCGUAAUUGAUUUUUACGCGACAUGGUGCGGUCCUUGCAAAGCAAUCGGACCAAAGAUCGAGGAAUUAGCCAAGGAAAGAGAAGACGUAAUUUUCCUUAAAGUCGAUGUCGAGGAAUGUGAAGAUAUAGUUAACAAGUACGAAAUAACCAACAUGCCUACUUUUGUUUUUAUCAAGGAAGGCAAAGUGUUGGAAAAAUUCUCUGGUGCUAAUUACGAUUUGUUGUUAAGCACGAUCCAAACUCACAAAUAAAUGAAAACGAAUGGUUCUUCAACGUGUUGUAUUUUUAAGCUAAAUAAUCUAUCUAUGCAUAGCAAUGAUAUGCACGCACGAGUCACACAAAUAUUAGAUCGUAAUUCUGAAUACUAGUCUAAAAGCAAUAAUAUAACAUCUCAAGCAAUGAAAUUUUGUCCGUAACACCGUUAUGUUUUUUUACCGUUUAUCAUACCGUUUGUAUAUCAAUUUUGCGAAAUAAAGUGCACUCGGCUUACAA